Molecule: messenger RNA, 2220 nt
Organism: Penicillium lagena
Lineage: Eukaryota; Fungi; Ascomycota; Eurotiomycetes; Eurotiales; Aspergillaceae
Product: DUF2013 domain-containing protein
Exons: 8
Biological process (GO): endocytosis; actin cortical patch assembly; actin cortical patch localization
Cellular component (GO): actin cortical patch
Molecular function (GO): Arp2/3 complex binding
Source: RefSeq, a predicted model, not a curated record
CGGGAUGACUGCUCGCACUCGCCACGUCCUCAGUCGCAGAUCAAGCCCGGCGGGAAAUGGAAUCUGAGGUCUCGCUGGAGACCGAGCAGCAGUUCUGGGAUGUCUCCAAACCAUGCGGCACUGAAGAUCUUAUUGAUGACGCUCUGCGCGCUUAUCUGGGUCUUACGACGCAGUACAAAGGUAGAUCGCGAAGAUGAAUACCUUAGUUCAGAGUAUAAUAUCUCGCGCUGCUCCUACAAGCUCUUCGCGUCGAGCAUUUUCGCCGCGCACGCCGAUUAUGUCCGCCGCCAGAUUAUCUACGGCCUCCUACAGGAAGAUGACUCGAAUACCCUACACUUAAUUGCCUCAUUCCUUCUCUUCGACGGUCGACAAAAUGAACUAGCUUUCCAGAUGAUGAACGAGGAGGGUGUGUUCGCGCGUCUCCUCGAGCUGAUACAGGCGCUACGCAGGGAUGAGAUGGACGGUGGAGCGGGUCUUCACCGGCUGCUCAUGGAUUUAUUGUAUGAGAUGUCGAGGAUCCAGAGGGUGAAGAUUGAGGAUUUGGUUCUCGUGGACGACGAUUUUAUUCGAUGUUUGUUUGAUCUCAUCGAAAAUCUUUCUUACGAUGUUUCCGAUCCGUAUCAUUAUCCUGUUAUCCGAGUUCUGGUGAGUGGUUCGAUUAGCCCGGGAACGGUGAACUGGGCUGAUACUUUGCGGCAGUUGGUGAUCAAGAUUCUCUCCGUGUAUGGGGGGAUGUACAAGACUUUUGGGGAGAAUAUCAUUCUCUUGAUCAACCGAGAAGCGGAGACGUCUCUGCAGCUGCUCACGCUGAAACUCCUUUACCUCAUUUUCACCACUCCCAGCACCUACGAAUAUUUCUUUACUAAUGACCUUCACGUCCUGGUCGACAUUCUAAUCCGGAACCUACUUGAUCUGCCCGAAGAGGCCGCUGCGCUGCGACAUACCUAUCUGCGCGUUCUGUACCCGCUCCUGGCGCAUACACAACUGCGUCAACCACCGCAUUAUAAGCGCGAUGAACUCCGAAGACUACUGAGCAUUCUCGCCCGCAGCCAGAACUCGUACGGUGAUGAAGCUGAGCACGAAAGGAUUCUCCACUUUGAAGAUGUCGAUGAUACCACGCGACGACUAGUUUCUCGAUGUGCAACGGUCGAAUGGCUUCGCAACGUGGAGUCGCCUGACAAUGCUCAGGAGCCCUCCGGCCAACCGACUACAAUCGAUGCAGUGCUUGACGAGACCAUCCAGACUGCUGAGAUCGAGACACCCACUGAUAUCGGCCAGUCGCUGGAAGUAGCCGGGACGCUCUCGCGCACAAGCACCAUCGCCAGUUCACCGGACACAGCCUCACCAACACGGAUGGACUCGCGAGGCUCAUCCGCGGCUCCAGGUCACGAACGCAAAGACAGCGUCGUGCAGCACCUCGGCAUGAACCUCGAGCCCGCAAGGUCAUCCUCACUUAGUGUGCAAGCUGUAGCAACGCAUCGCGAGAAACCGGGCAUCAUCACACCUAGCCGUAAAGAUGCUGCCCGCGCAGCCACGGAUGCAACUGUGCCCACUAUCCGCGCCCCCAAAAUCAAACCGGAGCCACCUAGAUCCCGUCGGUGGCGCGGCCGUCGCCUCGCCGUUGAUGACGACGAGCAGGAGCCUCACUCUACGGGGACAAGCAGUGACCGCAACACGAUCCCCGAGGGGGUGGAGAUUAGUCCCACGACUACGCUCGCACCAACGACCCCAUCCCCAUCUUCUCAACCCGGCGUGCGACACAACUCAACUACAAUAUCGAACCUCCAUGCUCGGCGCUCUGCGUCGAACCCUCCACCCGCUGUCCCCCCGCCCCGUCGAUCUGCCCAACCUACCCCGUCACCAAGCCAUCACCGCCCCGCACCGCCUCCACCUAAGACCCGGCGCGCCGGACGAGCGAAAACGCUGACUACACCCACGGACUCGGGUGCGAGUGCUGGGCGCAGCGCUAGUGUUCCGAAUGAAGUGCACGCUGUGGCUACUGCCUCUGUGUGCGCUGUUUCCCACCAAGAUACUGGCAUUGGACAGUCCCCCGAAAAAGAGGGGAGUGUUUUUUCGGAUCCGUUCCAGCCUACCUCGCCGACAUUGUUGAUAUCACCGGCUGAGAACAGUGCGGAUCACGCUUAUAGUCGAGACGGCGUUGCUGCUGGUGCAGCACCCGUGAGCGUUGAGGAGGCCGUGCAGAAAGUAUCACUGCAGUGA